Physeter macrocephalus (sperm whale) is the source of this 809-nucleotide messenger RNA. Its product is annotated as poly(ADP-ribose) glycohydrolase-like. Gene Ontology annotation, molecular function: poly(ADP-ribose) glycohydrolase activity. The record is from RefSeq and is a predicted model, not a curated record. Gene Ontology annotation, biological process: regulation of DNA repair. The transcript has a single exon. The coding region runs from base 81 to 662 and encodes 193 amino acids. NCBI's taxonomy places the organism in Eukaryota, Metazoa, Chordata, Mammalia, Artiodactyla, Physeteridae.
AAAUGACCCACCGAUGGAAGCAGCUGGCUUCACAGCUCAGUUGAUUAUCUUGAACCAUCAAGGCCAAAUCAGAGCUGCAUAUGCACCUGUGCUGGAUUGUCACACAGCUGGAUUGUCACACAGCUUACAUUGCUUGCAAGUUUGCUGAGCUGAAGGAGAAGAUUGAUUGUCCUUCUGGGACAAAGCUGGAAGAUGGCCCCAAAGUUUUGAAAUCUGGAGAUGCUGCCAUCGUUGAUAUGGUUCCUGGCAAACCCAUGUGUUUUGAGAGCUUCUCUGACUAUCCUCCUCUGGGCCAUUUUGCUGUUAGUGACACGAGACAGACGGUUGCUGUGGGUGUCAUCAAAGCAGUGGACAAGAAGGCAGCUGGUAGAUUAAAAGCCUUAAUACAGAUACUGGCAGCUGCUGUAGCUGAGCGAGAUGUGGUUUAUUUCACCUUUGGGGACUCAGAAUUGAUGAGAGACAUUUACAGCAUGCACACGUUCCUUACUGAAAGGAAACUGACUGUUGGAGAAGUAUAUAAGCUGUUGCUACGAUAUUACAAUGAAGAAUGUAGAAACUGUUCCACCCCUGGACCAGACAUCAAGCUUUAUCCAUUCAUAUACCAUGCUGUUGAGUCUUGUGCGGAGACCACCAACCAGCCAGGACAAAGGACUGGGGCCUGAGGAUCCAAGUGAAUAGAACCUCGUUCCACCUCUCAUGAGAAACAUCCUUUCUGAAUUGUCAGGUGUAACACAUGAACUGACUUAAUAUAAAUGUGUAUAUAAUCCACAUUUGUAGGCAAGGAUGCAGUCCUUUCCAUAAACAUAGAC